GGCCGUUGACUGUCCCCUCAACUGCGGUGGCGACACUGGGGUGUCGUGUGUAUAAAGAAGGGCUGAUGGGGCCUCCUAAUCUUGGCCAUUGUGCCUCCAAGUCGGUUUCACCUUGGUCCAUCCGAGGUGUACUCAUCCUUCUUGACAACGGUCUACAAUCAUGAAGUUCUCAACAUCAUCGGCGGCCAUGUGCGCCGCUCUGCUCCCAGGAGCAUCGGCAACCAUCUACUUCGCCGGCGUCGCCCAGUCAGGCGGCGAGUUCGGCGUCUGGAGCGAGGAUGCAACCAAAGGAACCGGCUUGCCAGGCCGGUUCGGAACCGACUACCAGUUCAUCGACACCGCGGGUGUUGACAUCAUGGUCGACGAGCACAAGGUCAACCUCCACCGCGUCGCCUUCCUGGUGGAGCGCAUGUGCCCGCCGGCGGACGGCCUCGGAGCCAAGUUCAACGAAACCCACUUCGACCACUUCAAGGAGGCCGUCGACUACAUCACCGUGACCAAGGGCGCUUAUGCCAUCCUGGACCCGCACAACUACAUGCGGUACAACGACCCCUCCUCCCAGCCCUACAGCGGCAGCGUGAUCGGCAACGCGUCAGACCCGACAGCGGCAACGACAGCCCAGUUCGGCGAGUUCUGGGGAGAGCUCGCAGGACGGUUCGCAGACAACGAGAAAGUCAUCUUCGGCCUGAUGAACGAGCCGCACGACAUGUCGAGCGCGGUGCUGCUGGACAACCUGCAGGCGGCGGUGGACGCGAUCCGGGAGACGGGGGCGACCAACCUGAUCCUGGCACCGGGCAACUCGUGGACGGGCGGGCACGGGUGGACCGAGGGCGGGGACGAGGCGAGCAGCGCGUGGCUGCACAAGCUGGCGGACCCGGCCAACAACACGGCCAUCGACAUCCACGAGUACCUGGACGAGGACUUCAGCGGCAGCCACACGGCCUGCACGCAGGACCCGGCCGAGAACCUGGCCGGGGUCACGGCCUGGCUGCGCGAGCACGGCCUCAAGGCCAUGAUCACCGAGUUUGGCGGCUCCAACACCACCGAGUGCACCACCAUGCUGAACGGCAUCCUGGACUACAUGGCCGAGAACGAGGAGUACAUCGGCUGGACGGCGUGGGCGGCGGGCCCGUUCUGGGGCCCCAACAGCCCGUGCUGCACCGACCAGGAGCAGUUGGGCAGUCUGGAGCCGGGGAGCAAGGCUGCCGGUGGGGCGCCGAGUCUGUAUGACACCGUGUGGCUGCCCGUGUUCCAGAAGAAGGUGCCGGCGAAGCUGCAGUGGAGCGGGAUGGCGAGCGUCGAGGGCGGCGAGUUGACGGAGAAGGCGUAGGGUCUCCCAGAAGGGGCCCAGGGGAUAUAUGUAUGUUGGUCGAGUUGGAGGGCGGUGGAUGGUUGGGAAACAACAAGUAUAUUACUUCGCUUCAUGGUAGUUAGUGAAAAUAACCUUGCUUCUGCUCAAUCGCUUACACAACAUGGCCAAGCUGUCUCAAGUCGGCGGAUAUGAAAGGAGUCGAAGAACAGUAUAGGGGUAAUUAGGGGUUAGGGUUGGUAGAGGUGUCCAGGUCGCACCCUGGUGUGGGCUGGGCUGCCAAGCCAGGGUCCAGCGCUUGAACCA
Messenger RNA from Chaetomium fimeti, 1615 nucleotides. RefSeq names its product glycoside hydrolase superfamily. The record is from RefSeq and is a predicted model, not a curated record. Gene Ontology annotation, biological process: glucan catabolic process. The coding region runs from base 161 to 1330 and encodes 389 amino acids. The transcript has 2 exons. Lineage: Eukaryota; Fungi; Ascomycota; Sordariomycetes; Sordariales; Chaetomiaceae. Gene Ontology annotation, molecular function: hydrolase activity, hydrolyzing O-glycosyl compounds.